This is a messenger RNA of Salpingoeca rosetta, 919 nucleotides long. RefSeq lists its product as uncharacterized. Gene Ontology annotation, biological process: amino acid transmembrane transport. The record is from RefSeq and is a predicted model, not a curated record. The transcript is spliced from 6 exons. NCBI's taxonomy places the organism in Eukaryota, Choanoflagellata, Craspedida, Salpingoecidae. Bases 149 to 919 code for a protein of 256 amino acids.
UCUGGCUGGAAGGACUGCAGAAAACCGUUUUCGUGUGUGUGUGUGUGUGUGGAGUGGAUGAGUGACAAAGCAAGCACAGCAACACCAGCACAACAACACCAGCAAGACACCGCAGGUGCACCCACACAGCAGGCAGACGACAACCAGCAUGGCCGGCGCUGGCGAUGGUGGUGCUGGUGCAGGUGGGCAGCCCUUGCCCUUCAAGGAAGCCUUGUUCUGCUUCUUCGUGAGCAUUGCCACCAUCCUUGGCACAGGCAUCUUGGCGCUGCCUGUGAAGCUGUACGAGUGCGGCUUUGGACCGUUUGUUGUCACCUUCCUCUUUGCUCUUCUUGCCCAAACUGGCGUGGUAUGGCUGAUGGUUGAGAUUCUGCAGCGGGCUGAGCACCGAAUGGCGCACAGUGCGAGCGGCCCACAGGCCAGCCCCUCCCUCCACAGCCUCGCGGCCAUGUACCUGGCACGCCCCAUCAGAUUCGUGUUCAACCUCUCCGCCAUGGUCCACUUUGUCUCCCUUCUCAUCGGCUACGUCUUGGCGUGGAGCAAGGCCUUCUGCCAGCUGGCUGGCUGUGAGGAUCGUGUCGUCAUCACCCCGUUUGUGAUUGUGUUCACGGCAGCCAUCGUCAUCUUCAACAAACAGCUGCAGCCGCUCGUCACCACCCUCACCUUCAUCAAGUGCGUGAUGUUGAUUGUCAUGGUGGGUGUCGUCGGCUACAUCGGCAGCAAAGCGGAUAUCGAUCCCUCCACUUCCUGGCCAGCCAUGGGCUCACCGUUCCUCAUCGGCACCAUCGCCCUCGGCGGCGUCGUCAACGUGAUGCCCGUCCUGUACGAGCGCAUCCCAAAGUCCUCCACCGCCAUCCGCCAGUUCCGCUCCUCCGUCACCGCGGGCGUCGCCGUCUGCUGGGCCCUCAACAUCCUCUGGUAG